Molecule: messenger RNA, 477 nt
Organism: Linnemannia hyalina
Lineage: Eukaryota; Fungi; Mortierellomycota; Mortierellomycetes; Mortierellales; Mortierellaceae
Source: the annotation of a GenBank genome assembly
AUGGCCAUCUGGGGAAUGUCUUCCGUCGCAAACGACGACGAUGUCAUGGACGACUCCAAUCCUCUGACCUGCUUCACCCUCAACCGCACUCAGCGUCUCUAUGGAUUUGGUAUCUGCUUCGUCGUUGGUUUCUUGAUCUCCAUCUUGUCGACCUUGGCCCUUGCCACUGCGAAUCUCCCCACCUUUGCAGUCUUCUUCACUUUGGGCAACAUCAUCUCCUUGCUCAGCACGACCUUCUUGAUCGGACCCGGCAAGCAGAUCAAGACCAUGUUCGCACCAGUCCGCAUGGUCGCUUCAAUUGUCUUCUUGGCCAUGAUCGUCCUCACCCUCGUCCUCGCUUUCACCGUCGGUUCGUGGCUGUUGUGCUUGCUCCUCUGCAUCAUCCAAUUCCUGGCCCUGUUCUGGUACAGCGCAUCCUAUAUCCCCUACGGCCGCUCUGCCAUCAAGAAGGUCGUCGGAGGCUGCAUCGACGUGUAA